Seminavis robusta is the source of this 2219-nucleotide messenger RNA. NCBI's taxonomy places the organism in Eukaryota, Bacillariophyta, Bacillariophyceae, Naviculales, Naviculaceae. The record is from the annotation of a GenBank genome assembly.
CAAAUUUGGUCUCAAAAGUCACGUGCCUUUCUCGGAAAAAGCCGACAGCGCACCUCACUUUUUUCGCGCUGUUGCCGCUGUUGGCGCAUGGGAUGGAUCGGCUGCAACUGACCAACAACCCUCCACAUAAAAAAAGUCAAUCAAUUCUUAGCACCGAUCUGAUCUCCUCCUUCUGCUAUUUCCAUUCCUACCUACCUUUCCUCUGGUUGUUCUAGCCAAUUUAUUUUCUGAAACAGACUAUCUCCAGCCCUGUGCAACUCCUUUGUGACUGACUUCCAGACAGUAGAGAAGAACAAACCAUGCCAUCACUGUUACGAAAAAGAAGAAAGAGGAAAAAGGCGUUAUUAGAGAGUGGUCAUGGAAGUCGACGUUGGCGGCCGUCGUUGGCCCUCGUCGUUGUGAGUGCCUCUCUGCUGACAUCGUUUCGGGAACACCCGGCACUGCACUCGGUUCGUCAUCGAUUUGCCAUGCUGGCACCAACAGCGACAGGUUCCCACGACGAUGUACGAAACCAGACGGCGUUGAGUGCCAACCAAGCAAUAGAAACAACGGAACAACAAUCUCCAAGCACGUCCAGCAGCACGCAGAGACUGUGUACCAGUGAGGAACUCCGUCGUGGAGAAUGGAGGCCUUCGAUCCUGGAUCGACCCCCGUUUAUUCCAUCUCAUAGCAAAUGCUACACGCAGGAGUAUUUGAAGCAAGUCACCUCCUGGACCGACUAUCGGUGGUAUCCAUUUGCCAGCCAUGCCUACCACCAACAGUCUUCUUCUGGCGACAGCUGCCAAUUUGAACCACAAUUCUCCAAUCACGAAUUUUGCCGCGUUUCCCACAACAAGACGAUUGGAUUCUUUGGGGAUUCCUUGACAUGGGAACAUUUCUCCAGUCUCGCCGCGCGAUUCCAAAUUGCCGUGGGCGCGCAUGAUCAGAUGCGUUUCACGACGGACGAUGGCAUUGAGCAUGAUCAACAAAAGGGCAUGAUCUUUGACAUUUGCCAUGGCCAGUCCAAGAUUGCGUUCUUCCGAAACCGGUACAUGAUGUAUGUGGACCAUUUCUUGGCAAAAUACAGUAUUGAUGUGCUGGUUAUCAAUGGUGGAGCUCAUUACAUGAAGGACACGGACUUGAUUGAUGGAUUUAGCAAUCGACCCAACACAACUGGCAUUAAAUGGAUUGUCAAAGAACUGGCCAAACAUCAUCAACAGCGACAAGGACAAGGACAAGGGGAUUCUUUUUUGACCAUUUGGAGAACCACCAGUCCGGGCCAUCACCAAUGUUGGAAUUUUACAAAACCAGUCAACAACUUGACUCAAAUGGAAGAAUAUAUUCAAUACUCCAAGGAGCGGUAUCCUGGGAAGAUGGGACAAUAUGGCUGGUGGGAUUUCAAACGACAAACCCAGUUGGUAUUGCAGGAAUUUCAAAACUACAACAACAAUCAGCAGCAAGACAAGAAGGAUGCAAAGCUGAAUUUUCAGAUUAUGCAUGGUUAUGACGUGAACAUUCUACGACCGGAUGGACAUGUUGGCACCAUUGUCAAUCGCUCUCAAGAUUGUUUGCAUUCUUGCGACCCGGGGCCAGCGGAUGUGUACAACAUUCUCUUACUGCAUUUGCUACGGUUGGAACAAGACAAGAGGGGAAAAGCAAGCAUUGGGGCAAGCUACACGGGGGCAACUUACUUUUAAAAAUUCUACCAUUCUAGCGAGAAGAUCAUGCUACUACUUCUUCUUUUCUCCCACAGUCACAUGCACACAACCCCAAGGUCCGUAGUCCUCUCGCGUGACAGACUCAAUGUCAUCUCGCAAGGACAACAACUGCGUUUCAUCUCGCAUAUAGUCACCCAUGACCUCCCACAACCAAGCCAAGAACCUUGACAUGACAUUGCGAUUUUGUGCCACUCCUGCGUCUACAAUAAUGAGUUUCCCGCCUGGUUUCAACACUUUGACCAUUUCGUCAAUGGCAGCUUUGUCAUUGGAAAUGGCACUGAACACAAAUGUGCUAAGGACAUAGUCAAAGCUUUCCUUGUUCCAGGGGAGUGGUCCUUUGGUAACAUCUCCAAUCCGCAAAUCGGAUUCUUCUUGUCCUUGCAAACGUUGCUGUGUACGUCGUUUCAUGCCGGGAGCCAGAUCCAGACCAGCCAGCUUCUUCUCGUAAGGAAGCUUGGCAAGUUCCAAAUGCAUCAGUCUCAACGGUGCCAAUCACGGAAUUCCAAUAUACGAAAUAGGUCU